Molecule: messenger RNA, 756 nt
Organism: Rotaria sordida
Lineage: Eukaryota; Metazoa; Rotifera; Eurotatoria; Philodinida; Philodinidae
Source: the annotation of a GenBank genome assembly
AUGGCAGCAAGUGAAAUGCCAACAGUUGCAAUAGAUUUACUAGAAGUCGUGCCUUCGUUGCUCCCAGAAACCUCCUCUAAUACUCGAACAUCGAGUGGUAUCAAAGUCAACUUGGAUGAUGUACCGGAUGUCGGAAGUAAAUCUUCAAUAAUUAACAAACAGUCAACGUGGAUCACACGUGGAGUGACAAUUUUGUUAGCAACUGUUGUGGCCUGUGCAGCGAUAGUUCCACCAGCGGUCAUUCUCACUACACGCAACACUUCAUCAACCACAAGUACAACAAUAGCUGUACUAGUGAGUCAAACAAUGUCGAGUGCUUCAACUACUCAAACAACAGCUGCAACAACUUCCGCGGCAACCACAGCUGCAACAACUGCCGCGGCGACCACAGCUGCAACAACUUCCGCGGCAACUACAGCUGCAACAACUUCCGCGGCAACCACAGCUGCAACAACUGCCGCGGCAACCACAGCUGCAACAACUACCGCGGCGACCACAGCUGCAACAACUUCCGCAGCAACCACAGCUGCAACAACUUCCGCGACAACCACGGCUGCAACAACUUCCGCGGCAAGUACAGCUGCAACAACUUCCGCGGCAACCACAGCUGCAACAACAGUUAGUACGACUGUGGCAACAACGACCGGAGCAACAACUUCCGCGGCAACCACAGCUGCAACAACAGUUAGUACGACUGUGGCAACAACGACCGGAGCAACAACUACAGGUAUUGGCGUUAUUUGUAAAAAUGUAUAA